GUAGUAGGAGCAUGUCAAAUAGAAGGUGGGUGGCGGACGUGAGAGAAGCCUUCUCGAAACCCAUCGUUAAGCAGUCGCUCCUGCUGCUGGCGGGUCAGCCACGAACCGACGGACCGGCCCAUUGGUUCAUCCUUUCCGUGUUUGUCCCCUUUCUCUAAGCACUGCGGAGCCUUAAGGGCACCGACCUAACUACGGACGAAGCCAGACAUGAGCCAAGGCCAGCGCUGGAAUGGAAGCUACGUUAACAACUGCAGCCGGGCGGAUAUGGUGCCGGAGAUCGCCGCCGCCGUGGGCUUCGUGUCCAGCCUAUUUCGCACCCGCGGCUGCGUUAGUGAGCAGCAGCUUCAGGUUUUCAGUGCGGCUCUUGAAGAGGCGCUUACAGAGCAUUACAAACAUCACUGGUUUCCCGAGAAACCAUUCAAAGGGUCUGGCUACCGCUGCAUCCGUAUCAACCAUAAAAUGGACCCUAUCAUCAGCAAAGCAGCUAGCCAGAUUGGACUCAGCCUUCAGCAACUGUACCAGCUCUUGCCUAGUGAGCUCACGCUCUGGGUAGACCCUUAUGAAGUAUCCUACCGAAUAGGGGAGGAUGGAUCCAUCUGCGUUCUGUAUGAAGCAUCAGCAGCACCAGUGAGCUCCUACGGGAUGCUCACCUGCAAAAAUCAGAUGAUGCUGGGGCGCACUAGCCCUUCCAAAAACUACAUGAUGACCGUCUCCAGCUAAGCACUCCUUGUUAUCCGUAACAUUGCCAAGACAUGGGCUACUGUAUACCUCAACUUGAGGAUGUAUUUUUAAAAAAAUGAAGAGCUAUUUAUAUUUUUUUAAAAAAGAAAAUCCAAAAUGAAAUUCAAUAGCAGGUACCGCUCUUCUGUAGAGUGGUGCUAAGGUGCCUUUUAAAAGCUGUUUGCAAGCUUACAAGUUUAUUAAAAAAAAAGCCAAUAACUACCUAAUUAGUGUUGGAUGACAAUUCUGGAAUGUUGACCUGCCUUUUUGGGAAAUGCAGGGUUGGAAAUAAAAGUACAGGGGGCUGGGCAGGGCAUAGCACUUUUAAACAGUGACUAACAAUGGGGUAAAUGCUACUACAACUGUGAAUCUACAGGCCAGGAUGGUAGUAAAGUGAGGAACUGUGCAUGUGGAUCAGGAUGGCAUGACCUCAUUCUAGCUGUGGCGCUUUUUUCCAUAAAAUGUUUCUUUUCAUCUGAUUAUACUGACAAGCCACUAUAUCACCAGCUUUAUAUUCUGUUCCAAUUAGCAAUGGUUUUGUUUUGCUUUAUGGCAUAAUCAUUUUGCUUAGACACCCAGUCACAACUACAGCAACUUUAUUUUUUGUCUAGUGGGUGGUGGGUUUUUAAAAGUCUGACCAUCAUUUUGCACCAAAACCUGUUUUCUUUCUGCACUUGAUCCCAAAUUUCAUGCUUAAGUAAUAUUCCUACUGGUGCCUGAACAUGUGGUUUCUGAUGAUGGAAUUUUGUUGGUAAAAGGGUUUCAGGAUGUGGCCUGUGUAACUGGCUAGCUGGUUACUCUUAACAGUUAACUCCUGACAGCAAAAGUGCAAUGGCCAGGCCAAUAUGAACAAAAUCUAUCUGCUGGAAACAUGCCUUCACCACAGUUUUGUCUAUUCCACUGCCUUUAAUACAAUCUUGUAGAAUUCCUGACAAUGCUGCCAAUAAUUAUUGCGGAGAAGUGAUUAUAUAACCAGGGCACUUAACUUUUUUGAAAAACAAAAAAUCUUCAGAGCACAUGAUUGGCUUGGUUUUUCUUUGUUUGCUUCUCCAGAGCUCCUCCUCAGCCUGUUGCAAAUUGAGUUCUCAGAUACUGUGCAAUAUGGAUCCUAAAAUUUGGGCACUCGGAGGAAGAGCUGUUUUUGUGGGAAAGUUUCCUGUUUGCAAAAUGACUAUUCAUUUUGCUCCUGAAUACUGCUCAGAUGAUUCCUAAAAUGUCCUUGAAUAGUCAGAGGUCUGAGUAGGCAAUAUAAACCUGCAGUGGCAUAUCUUUUAUGGGGUGUGAAGGUUUUUUUCUUUUUCAAAAAAGAACACAUUACUAUUCCUUUUUGGGAAAGGCAUGGAUCUGCCCCAGGUUGUUCUCUUCCUGAGCAACUCCUAGUGAGAUGGAGAGCUGUGCAAGGGUAUGGUUAAUCAUCUUGUGAAAUUCUGAUUCAUUUCAGUGGCUUGCAUAGAAAAACUUAGUUGUAUCCCCAAUUUUCCAACUUUGAAAUGGUAGCCACUAUUGUACAGCUGUCCAUCUAAUUCAGUGUUUCUCAACCUUGGCAAGUUUAAGAUGUGUGGACUUUAACUUCCAGAAUUCCCUGGGAAUGCUGGCCGGGGAAUUCUGGGAGUUGAAGUCCACACAUCUUAAACUUGCCAAGGCUGGGAAACACUGAUCUAAUUCCUUCCAGUUUACUAUGAAAAGCUUUUGUUUUAUGUAGGCCAGAGCUUAUGUUCAGUUAUUGCAAAGGCUGUAAAGCACUAAGUUCCCCUAUGAGAUUAAAAAAAAAAAUAGUGCCACCACUCCGUUAGCAGACCUGUGCAAUAUUUGGUGGCACAAAGGGGAACACUUUCUGCACUGUAGCUUUCCCCUCUCAAGAAAAGUUUCUGUUCAAAGUCUGCCUAAGAGCCUUGUUCCUUCUUUGGUAUCGUAAAACCCGAUAGGAGUGGGAACUGUAAGAUAGCCUGCAACAAAAGUUUGUUUAGCUGUGCUCCCUGCCUCUAUUCGGAAUUUCCCAAAUACCAGUAACCAGGUUGGCAUGCUCAAUGCAACUCUGAUAAAGGUAUCUUGAUGGUUCCCCUUAGUCCUUCCUUUCCACUGAAGCAUUCUGUAAAAACCAAAUUGUUAUUCUAUCUCCUCUGGUUUUCUUUCCCAAUAUCCUUGAAGAGUUGAUAGAGAAACAGAAGAGGUUACCAAAUAUCAUGCUGUUACACUUGGCAUUGAAUCGAGUGUUAAGGUUUUCUUUUCUUUCUUUCGUCACAUUAAGACAACCAAAUUUGGACCCAAUCUGUUGUGUAACUUGUGCAUGUAAAAGCUGUGAAUUGAUGUGUGCUCUUUGUUGCCUUCAGAUUAUGACAUAAUGAGUGCUGAAGAACUGUACUAGAAACUGCCUAUGGGGUGUGAGUGUGUGUCUUUUUUUGCCUCCUCUUUUCAAAGAUGUUUGCAAAACUUGAGCUGGACUGUUGAGCGGGACCUAGUUUCAUAACUGGUGAAAAUAAUACCAAGUUUGUAAGCUAUUGUGUGGGGGAGGGAUGAUUAUUGUACAAUGGUGUUUUUAUAUGCAAAAUGUACAGAUAUAUUGAGAAAUGUACACUUUUGAUACUUUAAUAAAAAUGUAGCAAUUUAAAUACAUAGUUGGAAAAAUCAAA
This is a messenger RNA of Candoia aspera, 3350 nucleotides long. It is a transcript of the gene BTG2, whose product is annotated as BTG anti-proliferation factor 2. Bases 208 to 720 code for a protein of 170 amino acids. NCBI's taxonomy places the organism in Eukaryota, Metazoa, Chordata, Lepidosauria, Squamata, Candoiidae. The record is from RefSeq and is a predicted model, not a curated record. Gene Ontology annotation, biological process: negative regulation of mitotic cell cycle; negative regulation of cell population proliferation. Gene Ontology annotation, cellular component: nucleus; cytoplasm. The transcript is spliced from 2 exons.